This is a messenger RNA of Coregonus sp. 'balchen', 3005 nucleotides long. The record is from the annotation of a GenBank genome assembly. Lineage: Eukaryota; Metazoa; Chordata; Actinopteri; Salmoniformes; Salmonidae.
CCCGACUCCAGUGCUGUCAAACGCAUUCGAAGAGGGGAGGGUCAACAUGGCGUCUGAGCAGGUCUGUUUCCAUUAAGACGUUAUUGUUUUUCUACAUUUCACAUUACCGUUUUUCUUUCCAAACGUCAGUAGUUUAGAUUUAGGCAUCUAUAUGCACUACGAACUCAUUUGAAAGGAAUUACUCUAUUCGGUCGGCGUUGUAAAGCGUGUGCGGAGUAUCCAACGCGAUCACGCUUCCAAGCCCUGUAGGCUACACUGUUUUUAUGAUAGACAUCGCUCAAAAUAACGGCUUGAUCGCCGCAGGUUUUCCACGGCAUUGGACAGUUUGAACUGGUUGUAUUACCCCAAAGCAUUAAGUUAUCUUUUCAUCAGAAUUGAAUAUGGACAUAGACUAUUCACAUUUGUUACAGGGAAUAUACGUGUACUUUAUUUUUAGUCAUUACCUACAGACAGAGAGACUCGGGUGUUUAAUUGCGCGCAUUCCUCAGAAGCAACCUGUCUAUCCAGCGACGCCUGCAUAAAAUCUAAUGAAAUGAAAUAGAAUGUGGUGGUUACAAUGUUACAAUAUGUGUUUCUGUUUCUCUGUACUCAGAGAUACAGUAUAUUUGUUACAUUGUAACUACAUAUGGUAGUUAAAUAGACUGUCAAUUGGGUUGUUACAAUGUAUCAACUACUAGAUCAACUAGACUGUAGAGUGAAACAAAAUAACAUUUAAGUCAUUUAGCAGACUCUCUUAUCCAGAGCGACUUACAGUUAGUGAGUGCAUACAUAAUUGUUUAAUUUUUCAUACUGGCCCACCGUGGGAAUCGAACCCACAACCCUGGCGUUGCAAACGCCAUGCUCUACCAACUGAGCUACAUCCCUGCCAGCCAUUCCCUCCCCUACCCUGGGCCAAUUGUGCACCGCCCCAUGGGUCUCCCGGUCGCGGCCGGCUACGACAGAGCCUGGAUUCAAACCAGGAUCUCUAGUGGCACAGCUAGCACUGCGAUACAGUGCCUUAGACCACUGCGCCACUCGGGAAAUAACGUGGUAGUUACAGUGUAUAGAACUCGCAAUGUUUCAAAUCACACAGAGAGGUGUACAGUGAAGUCCAUGUGUUGAUUGAUGGGGACCACCCAGAAAGUGUUGUUUGUAGAUGUCACAGCAGUAUAACAUGUCAAAGUUGGGUAAGCCUACUGAGCCUUGACAUUGCUGCUGUUCUGUGUGUUGAAGGAGAGUUCUAAUGGGCCUGUGAAGAGGUCCAUGAGGGAGAAGGCCAUCGAACGGCGGGCCACCAACAAGGAGCACAACAGCAACUUCAAGGCAGGCUAUGUGCCCAUUGAGGAGGAGCGCCUGCACAAGACAGGCCUGAGAGGACGCAAGGGCAACAUGGCUGUCUGCAUCAUAGUCCUGCUCUUCUUGCUGGCUCUCAUCAACAUCAUUGUGAGUGCCCAAUGACACAAAACGUGUCCUCUGUAUAAUGUAAUCAUCCUUGUUUAUCUGAAUUCACUUUUUAACUCAGGCUAGUAGCAUGCAUGAUAUCAUCAGAAUGUUAGUUAUGGAUAUGUUAUAACUAGUUCUGAUUAUGACAAAUCAAAUCACUAUAUCUGAAUCGCUGACAUUUGUCCCAUCUUUCAGAUCACUCUAGUGAUAUGGACAGUGAUCCGCAUCGGGCCCAGUGGUUGUGACAGUAUGGAGUUCCAUGAGAGUGGGCUGCUGCGCUUCAAGCAGAAGGCAGACAUGGGUGUGGUCCACCCACUACACAAGAGCACUGUGGGGGGCAGGAAGGACCAGGACCUGGUUAUCACCGGCAACAACAACCCGGUGAGCUCAGGCAAAACACACUCACUUAGGAAAAAACACUCACUUAGGCAAAAAACACUCACUUAGGCAAAACACAGUCACACAGAAUAGAUUCAGAACACACAAAUACAUUGUUAUAACCAGUCUAUACAUACACACUUCCCCAAUAACCAGAUAUGAAUACAUUAAAUCAGACUGUAUAUGGUUUUUGUAUGUGUGUUCCAGGUGGUGUUCCAGCAGGGCUCCACUAAGCUCAGUGUUGAGAAAGAGAAGACGUCCAUCACCAGUGACAUGGGCAUAUCCUUCACUGACCCCCGCACUCAGAACACAUUCUUCAGCACAGACUUUGAAAACCACGAGUUCCACCUGCCCAAAGGAGUCAAAGUACUCAGUGUGAAGAAAGCCUCCACAGAAAGGGUAUGUUUCAGGGCUACAGAAGCCAUCUAAUAAAAUAUGUAGCACCACAAAUAGUGUUACUGUAGAUCAAAUACAUUCUAGUAUCCAUUCCUGUCAUUGAUUAAUAUUUUUUUUUAAUCCCAGAAUAAGUGGUAGAUCUCUGAAGACUCUCUCUGCUUUCAGAUCACCAGCAACGCUUCCUCUGAUUUGUCCAUCAAAGGGGACAGCAAGGCCAUCAUCCGCGGCAAUGAGGGGGUCUUCAUCAUGGGCAAGACCGUGGAGUUCAGGAUGGGAGGGGACAUCGAGCUCAGAGCUGUGAGUGUCACCCCUUACCCAAUUUGUAAUACAUGUUUAUCAGGCCCUCUCCACGGCCCCCCCAGACGUUUCACAUUUUUGUUUUAGCCCUAAACUGGCACACCUGAUUCAAUUAGUCAAAGGCUUGAUGAUUGGGAAACCCUGGUCUAUGGUGUAUUGCAUUCCAUAAAAAGUUAUGGUUAACAAGGUCUUUCCCUUUGCAGGAGAACAGUAUUGUUCUGAAUGGGUCGGUGAUGGUGAGCGUCACUCGCAUGCCUAACUCCUCAGUGGGAGCCAACGUGUAUUUCGACGAAGGUCUGUUGAGGGACAAGCUGUGUAUGUGUGCAGACAUCACUCUGUUCCGUGUCCAGGUGAAGUAUCAGAACAUGGGCUGCCAGACCUCAGACAACCCCUGUGGAACGGCCCACUAAAGGGACUGGAACACAAACUGAGGUUACACCAUCCAUCCUGUCCUACAAUCAAUAGAUGGUCAAGUAUGGCCAACCAGUGUUGAAAUACCCUAGAACUACAGU